Amoebophrya sp. A120 is the source of this 3357-nucleotide messenger RNA. The record is from the annotation of a GenBank genome assembly. Lineage: Eukaryota; Dinophyceae; Syndiniales; Amoebophryaceae.
AGCGUUUGGCGGCAGUAAAAAAGAGCAUAGCCAUGGAGCAUUCAAAAGACGUCGAAGAGAUAUAAUCAGUAAGCUCUGCCGGUAGGAGUUUGGUUUCUUGGCCCUGAAACUGUAUCGCGCACCACAAGCAUGCUUCGAGGUUUUUCCGGACUGCUGGCUCGCUUGUGCUGGGUGAUUGGUUGUCUUUCGCUGCGGUGCGUAUGGGUGAACGACGUCCAGGCCGAGCGCUUUCGGUUGCAGCAGCGGAUUGCAAACUUGCCCGAUCCGAACGUGUUUCAAGUUGUGUCAUACACGACGCUCACCGCAUCCGGAUCCGCCGCAUUGCAAGACGUCCAGGUCGUAAGGCAGGAUGGGGAAGAAAGGUUUGUUGCUGACAGCUCGAAUAUCAAUUGUAAAAAUGUCUGGGUCUGGAAGAGUCCGAGACUUGUCAUGCUGUUUUUGCAUGACACAGAAUGUCUGUCAUGGAAGCCCUAGCAUCACAGAUUUUUAGAGGCCUUCCUGAUGCCUAUUCCGCAUGACAAAUGCCCUCCCCGCGUAGCACAAACUGGGCUCCUCUUGCUGGUCAUGCAAUACAGAUUUUUUUAGAGUCCAAAGUUAGCAUCACAAGUUCCAACCUUCCAGACCCAGACAUAUUUGCAAUGCAUAUCGAAGAAAGCAAAGUUUCCUAAGGGGCUCCAGAUUCACCUGGUACACGCAUCGCGGUUAGCCCAUCUGAAUCCAGUAUGGAUGUGUCAGGUUUGAAAUCGUCAAAGUUGAAAUAAUUUGUCAUGCAUAGAAUGGAUGCCAGUUGGAACCCAGUUUCCAAGUGGCGCAUGACAAAUUUCGGCGGUCCCUAAAUCCACUUUGUCAUGCUGUUCAGGCAAAGAAGAGUGAUUUUCUCAUGCUACUUUAGCAGCUCAAGCUGUAACCCCAAACAGGCUUACAAUCGGCCUCACUUGCCUGCUCUGCAACACACGUGCCUCGGGUCAUGCAUUUUAUGCAUUACAAAUUAUUUCAACUUUGACGAUUUCAAACCUGACGCUUCCAUAUCCAGACCGCUUCUGUUGCAAGACAAAGGAGGACUGCGAGGCCGCGGGCGAGACUUUUGUCGGGAAAUUUCUGCCUCCUUCCUCCGCCGUGGGAGAGGGGCUGCAGACCAGCGACUCUCCGCUAGACCUUUUCAGUUGGGAUAUUUUGGCACCGAGCACCACUGCACCCGUAAAUUACGAACGCAUUCUGGGUUCAUCUGCUUCUGCUGGUCGUGUAGUAACAAGCACUAGCUCGUCUCUGCGCCCGGGAUUCUAUUUCAUUGCGUUGUCCAACUGCGGUCGUCGUAGUGCCACGCACUAUCGGUUUCAGUCCGGAGAAUUGAACAUUAUCACCUAUUCCACAUCCUCCCCGGCUCUCCAAGAAGGGAACGAAGCGCCGCCAAAAAGGAAGCAGCUUACGUUGGAGGAGACUACAGAGGGGCAUGUCGGAGCAGAUAGAAAACUUCUGGAUAUGGUGCAGCAGCGAGCCGGUGCAACUAGUGACAUUUCUGGCCAUGAUUAUAUCAAGCACGAUCAACAACAUGUUGAUGUUGUCGAAAAUGACAACCGGCUACUGGCAGAGGCUGGGAUGUGGCUGUCGCCGUCAUUUCGACGCCGUCGCGGGUGGUACCUUCCGGCGAUGCACAUGCCCAAGGUGCCCUUCUACGGGUUGUUGUGCAUGACUUACCUGAUCCUUCUGUUGGUAUGGGUUGUCCGCAUCUACUACUACGCACAGUACAAGGAGCAAGUCCAGGUGCUCUCCACCGCCGCGGCCAACAGCGGGAACGACAUGUUGGCAAAUACCGUGAGUGCGGUGGCCUCGGCCACCGGGGCGUUCUCACCCACCGAUCCUGUGGCUUCGCCAUCAAGUAGUAACCUGCUCACCAUUCACCACUACGUCACGGUGGCGAUAGGUGUUGCGCUGCUGGAGGCCAUAGCGUGGUAUCUUUGCUACGCACACUGGAACUUUGUUGGGUAUCGUUGGCACGGGAUGGUUUUCUUCGCGUCCGCGGCGACCGCCUUCAAACAAGGAACGUCGUUUGUGUUGCUGCUUUUGGCGAGCAUGGGCGUUGGGGUCGCAAAGCCGUCGGUGCGCGCAGAGAAGCGUGCUGCCAUGGUGUUGCUUUUCGCCGUUUAUGUAUUGACUGAUACCUUUCGGAAGACCACCGCUAACAUGGAAAAUACCGGUACCGUAAAAACAGACGUUUUGCUGGAGUUCACUCUGUUUUUCAAUGUAAUCGACGAGCAUUCAGUUUGGUUUUUUUCAUUACUAGUCUGAGUCCGAAACAUCAGAAUGGAAUCUAUCAUCAUACUAGGGCACCCCAACUAAACCGUCCAUCCUAAUUUCAGUGUGGAGCUUCUCGCAUGUCUAGCAGGUAAAAACAGAAACCGCAAAUUGAACUUUUUCAAAAGGCACACGAACGGGUUGGGAAGAAAGCAGCGUUCUUCUGGUCAUGUUUCCACCGAGUUUGAUUGUUGGCUUCUUUUUUCUCUGGAUCCUGGCUGCUUUGUUCGCGACCAUCGACACGUUGCGGAAACAAAAACAAAGAGCCAAAGAAGAGGUCAGUACGUAAUUUCGUCAAAUGAUUGAAGAGCGAUGAAGAUAUCGCUUUGCUUUCGGUUUUUCACAGUUUAUACAUUCGUAGACGCGUCUGCUUGAUGUACUGUCUCUGAAGUAGUUCUGCGCUGGGUUAUGAUUUCAACACAUGAAUGUGUGCGGCCAAGAGCAAGAAUUGAAUUUUCACGACAAAAAAAAACAAGGUCUACCAAAAGUUUCUGCGGUGUGUGCUUUUUCCCCUCUGCGCUGCGACGUUUCUCAUUCUAGGGUACGAAAUUGCUAUGGUGCGGCCGGUUGAUCUGGCGCACAAUUGGAAGUCGCGCUGGUGGUUCACCGAUUUCGUGCCGCACUUGAUGCAUUUCCUUCUUCUGUCGGCAAUCUGCAUUCUCUGGAGGCCACACGGAGAAAGCCGGUACCUUUCCUACACACACUUGCGUGUGAACGAAGACGAAGAGGAUGGUGGAACCGUCGAAAUGUCAGCUGCCAUCGGAAAGCCCAUGCUAUCAAACGACCAGGAAAUAACAAUAAGGGACGCAAGCCCUGAAGUGGUUGAAGAUGUUGACGACGAUGAAGUCGUAGCGGUUGCCGCAACAACCGAUGGCGCGGCUCGUCGAGAAACGUCCACUGAGCAGAAAAGAACAUCUCCGUCCAGAGCUCAGGCUGCUGCAAAAAGUACUAGGAACGACCACAUUUCUCAUUCUAGCGCUAUGGCACAGGGGGCGCUUGAGUAGAUUGGUAAAAGUCCGGGGAAAUAACCUUUUUUGAAGGUGUCUCCGUUAAUCACGCACACAU